AUGAUGUCCGAGCAGCAACAACAGAUGAGGUUGAACUUGAGGAAGAGAAAUGAUCAUAGUAGCAGAUCAACCCACAUAGAAGAAGAUGAAGAAAAACUUCAAAUUGUUGAUCUAAGUGGGAUGUCUUUGGAGUGUAUUCCAGAGUCUUUAACAGCAAGACUCUUGAAUGUGGUUGUGUUGGAUGUGCAUUCCAAUCAGCUCAAAUCCCUUCCAAAUUCAAUUGGAUGUUUGUCAAAGCUCAAGAUUUUGAAUGUAGCAGGCAAUCUUCUCCAAUCACUUCCUCAGACCAUCGAAAAUUGUAGAUUGAUAUUAAGCCAAAUCCCAGACACUAUCGGAUUUGAGCUUCUCAGCCUCAAAAAGCUUUCUGUCAAUUCAAACAAGCUUGUAUUCCUUCCUCAUUCCACCUCCCACUUAACCAAUCUACGAGUUUUAGAUACACGUCGUAAUUGCCUUCGAUCCCUUCCAGAAGAUCUCGAAAACCUUAUCAACCUACAAGUCCUCAACAUUAGCCAAAAUUUCAAGUACUUGACAACCCUUCCAUAUUCCAUAGGCCUCCUCAUUUCUCUAGUCGAAUUGGAUGUAAGCUACAACAAAAUCACAGCCUUACCCGAGUCCAUUGGUUGCCUCAAGAAGCUCCAGAAGCUCAGCGUUGAAGGAAAUCCACUCGUAUCACCUCCAAUGGACAUUUUCGAGCAGGGAUUGCUGAUGGUGAAAGAGUACCUGUGUGAGAAAAUAAAUGGAUCUCAUAAGAACUCCCCAAAGAAAAAAUCAUGGUUUGGAAAGUUGGCAAAAUGUAGUACUUUCAGUGGUGCGAACUUACCCCUUGAUGAUAGAGAAGGGUACAUAAUGCAGAAUUAUAGGUCCAUUGAACACCUGGCAUCACCUAGAUAUAUGGGAAUGUUUUCUCCAAAAAGUUUAUUUUCACCAAAAUCCUACCGUUCUAGAUGA
Molecule: messenger RNA, 948 nt
Organism: Fraxinus pennsylvanica
Lineage: Eukaryota; Viridiplantae; Streptophyta; Magnoliopsida; Lamiales; Oleaceae
Source: the annotation of a GenBank genome assembly